Messenger RNA from Jaminaea rosea, 1100 nucleotides. RefSeq lists its product as hypothetical. Gene Ontology annotation, cellular component: mitochondrion. The transcript has a single exon. The coding region runs from base 26 to 823 and encodes 265 amino acids. The record is from RefSeq and is a predicted model, not a curated record. Lineage: Eukaryota; Fungi; Basidiomycota; Exobasidiomycetes; Microstromatales. Gene Ontology annotation, biological process: intrinsic apoptotic signaling pathway.
CUUCCUUCCCAUCACUCCUGCCAUCAUGACCUCAUUUCGCUCCAGUGCAAGGCUGAUGCCUUCCUCCUCGUCAUCAAUAGCAUACUCGAUGCGAGCGUACACCACUGCAUCAUCGUCCUCUUCGCCCUCAUUAUCCUCAUCACAGGCAGCACCUCCCCCGCCGAGGAGAAAGCGUGCCCCUCGCACCCUCUCUUCACGACCCGGGGCAGACCUGGUAGGCCCACCAGAUCCAGUCAGCAACUUGCGUCCCGUCAUCUACGGUAGCGCCUUCACUGCUGUCGAAGCCGAGAGCUCUUCAACCCAACAAGCAGCCUCGACGAGCAACCACGCGCCGCAGCUUGCAAGACAGGAAGUCCACCACCCAUACUCGACGUCCGAAUUCACGACCACGCCCACUGCUUCAUCCUCCCUCCCUUCAUCAAUAUCCUCCUCCCGGUCACGAGCUCUUCGACCACCAUCUCCUUACUAUCUUUCCCUCCUCUCACGCCUCGAGUCCCUCGAGCUCACCCACCACCUCCUCCGCUCACGAUCCGAUAAGUUCUCACAACGCUUCUGGUCAGACAACAAUCGACGAUACACUGCGGCUCUCGAUGCCUAUAGGAAGCAGCAUCAGCCUGAAGGCACAGGAACGGGUGGAGAUGAGGCCGUUCUACUUGCUCCGUUCUACUCCGCCUGGCUCGAUGCCAACGCUAAGAGGUACCGGGCAUACAAUGAGCGAUUGUGGAGGAUGACGAGGGCGGAUCUGGGGCCUGCAAUCAGGUAUGAGGGGAUGAGAAGGUGGGUGAGAUGUGUCGGAUGGUGGGAGAGGAUCAAGCCUUGGUAGCUAGGUAACGAGGGCAAGAUGGGUAUGAAAUUGAGGACGAUAAAUGCACAUGGAUAGAAGUGAAGUGUGACCGCGCCCAGACAUCCCCUUGCCUAAUGUACAGCUUCAACCCCCAUAUCUCCACAUUACCCCUUCUCAUCAACCCACCUCAAUCUGACCACAUAGCCGGCCACUGCACCGGCAGUCUCGGGACAGCCGGCGGCCCGUUCCCAUCAGCCAUGGUAGCGAAAAACUCGUCGUGCUCCGCAAGCACCGCCUCCCAUUCCCUCAACCCUUG